GUUUAAAGAUGGCGGACAGCAACAUCAGAGUCGGUGAAUGAAGCGUGUUUUGGUGUAAAUCAGACGGAUUAUCUGCAGCUGCGGGGACAGAAAGACUUCUGAUGCACAGAUAGAAACCACACAGACUGCGAAACGUGUGACCAUGAGCAGCCGCAGAAAGAGGGCCCCCCCCGUGAGGGUGGACGAGGACUCCAAGAAGAAGCUGAACUGGAACAUGCUGGACGACCGCAGGAUGGAGGAGCAGGAGGAGACCCCCACCUGCUCCAUCCUGCCUGUCCAGCCUCCUCCCUGCACAGACUCUGUCUCCCCCCUCGAGCAGGACGUCCCGGAGGCUUCCUGCUGCUUCACAGAGGAGCCCCCCGGCACGUCGUCAGACAGCACGUCUGCCUCACUCGCCCUCACCGUGCUGCCCGCUCUGACGCCGGCCCACAGCUGGGGGGCGCUCAUCGGGGAGUUCAGCGUGUGUCCGUCUUGGAUGCCGUCCGACUGCGAGCGGAGAGCUCUGGUGUUGCACAGGGUGGGGGAGCAGCUCUGCCUCGGCUACAGCGGCACUGAGGAGAGCUCUGGGCUGCGGGGGCCGGACCAGGACACGUGCACAGCUGAGUGCAGCCUCGCUGGGAUCCUGCUGGAGGAGCUCGACUGGAUGCAGAAGAGGAGGGUGUUGCAGCUCCGCCACCAGCAGGACGGCAGUGCAGUCAAGGUGGGGGUUUACGUGCUGCAGACCGGGCUGGGGAAGCCCGAGCUCCUCAGCGAGGGAAGCGCUCGGAUGAAGAAGGCCAAUCAGCUGAUGCAGAAGUUGAUGGAGUAUUUCUACGACUUCAUUAUCCCCGAAGUCGUAGAGAGCGGGGAGGAGGAGUGCGACACCGACCUGGAGAGGCAGAACGUGGAGGAGCUCUACGAUUACGUCCGACAUCUGCACCAGAGAGAGAGACGCGAGGAAACCUGCGACCUCCAGCACGAAGCGCUCGUUCCUGUGCUCAGGCCGUACCAAAGCCAGGCCGUCAACUGGAUGCUGCAGAGAGAGAAGUGCAGGAAGAGCUCCACUCCAGAACAAAGUCUGCAUUUCCUCUGGAGGGAGCUGAUCACUCUGUGUGGAAAGAAGUUGUUCUACAACCCGUUCACCGGCUGCCUGGUCGCAGAGUUCCCCCCGGCGGGCGUGGCAUGGCCCGGGGGGAUCCUGGCGGAUGAGAUGGGUCUGGGGAAGACGGUGGAGGUUCUGGCUCUCAUCCUGUUCCACAGCCGGCAGGACCUGCAGCAGGAGACGCUCUGCCUGCCGGAGGGAAAGUCAGUGAACUACUUUGUCCCUCUUCCUCCUCUGGAGACGCAGGAAGUGAUCCAGCUGAAGUGUGAAGCUCAGCCUCGAGGCAGAACCUCGAACCCAGCCGUGCGCGUCAUGCUGCUCACUGCGAUCAAGGAGAUGAGAUCCGGUAAAGGAGCCUCCGUCAACGCCGUCUUCACCUACAUCCGCGCCACUUACGGCUACGACCUCCUGAGAAACCGCGGCCACACGAAGAAGACGCUGGUGAAGCUGAUCGACGAAGGCCUGGUGGACCGGGUCAAAGGUCGCGGCCUGGCCGGGUCCUUUAAACUGGGGAAGAAGUACAAAGAGACGAAGAAGACGUCAGCAGCAGCUUCCACAGCUAACUCCAGAAACACAGAGAGCACGCCCAGGAAGAUGUUCCAGAGACGAGCCAAAGACAAAGCAGAAGCAGCUCUGAACAUCUGUCUGAGAGACGAGCAGAGAGACGAGCAGAGAGACGGGCAGAGAGACGAGCAGAGAGACGGGCAGAGAGACGGAGACGAGCAGAAAGAGGGGCAGAGAGACGAGCAGAGAGACGGGCAGAACUCUGCUGCACCGGGCCGUGCAGCGCCCGAGGAGACAGACACGAAGAAGGAAAGUGAGGAUCAGGCAGAAGACAAACCAACACUACCUGCAGCUCCUCAGCUGGACCCCCUCCCCCCCAGAGCGUCCUCUGUUCCCUUCAGCUCGCCGGACUUCCACUUCGAGUGCAUCUGUGGGGAGCUGGGCCUCGUGGACUACAAGGCUCGCGUGCAGUGCAUGAAGUGCGAGCUGUGGCAGCACGCGGCCUGUGUGAACUACAGGGAGGAGAGCGUGGAGACGACGCCCUUCUACUGCCCGCACUGCCUGGUGGCCAUGAAGCCCGUCUGCACCGGGGCCACGCUCAUCAUCUCCCCCAGCUCCAUCUGCCACCAGUGGGUGGAGGAGAUCAACCGGCACAUCCGCUGCUCCUCACUGCGCGUACUGGUGUACCAGGGCGUGAAGAAGCACGGCUUCAUGCAGCCUCACAUGCUCGCUGAGCAGGACGUGGUCAUCACCACCUACGACGUGCUGCGCUCGGAGCUCAACUACGUGGACAUCCCUCACAGCAACAGCCGCGACGGACGCCGCUUCCGCAACCAGAAGCGCUACAUGGCUGUCCCCAGCCCCCUAGUGGCCGUGGAGUGGUGGCGCGUCUGUCUGGACGAGGCGCAGAUGGUCGAGUGUCCCACCGCCAAGGCUGCAGAGAUGGCUCUACGCCUCCCGUCUGUGAACCGCUGGUGUGUGAGCGGCACUCCUGUGCAGCGAGGCUUAGAAGAUCUGUAUGGCCUCGUGCUUUUCCUGGGAGUCGAUCCGUACUGGGUGAAGCACUGGUGGCUGCAGCUGCUUUAUCGACCGUAUCGCCGAGGAAACACGGAGCCGCUGUACAACGUCAUCGCUGCCUUACUGUGGCGGUCAGCGAAGAAAGACGUCAUCGAUCAGAUUCAGAUUCCCCCCCAGACAGAGGAGGUGCACUGGCUGCACUUCUCCCCCGUCGAGGGUCAUUUCUACCACCGUCAGCACGACGUCUGCUCCCAGGACGCUCUGGUGAAGCUCAGGAAGAUCUCCGACUGGAGCCUGAAGCUCGGCAGCCUGGACCGACGCACCGUGCACACCAUCCUGGGCCCGCUGCUGAGGCUGCGGCAGGCCUGCUGCCACCCCCAGGCUGUGAGGGGGGAGUUCCUGCCGCUGCAGAAAAGCACCAUGACGAUGGAGGAGCUCCUGAAAUCCCUGCAGAAGAAAUGUCGAGUGGAGUGUGAAGAAGCUCACAGACAGUUAGUGUGUGCAUUCAACGGGCUGGCUGGACUCCACAUCAUCAGAGGGCAGUUUGGAGACGCAACAGAGAUGUAUAGAGAAGUGCUGCGUUCAUCAGAGGAGCACAAAGGCAGACUGAAAACUGACUCAUUACAGAGACUUCAUGCGACCCACAAUUUGAUGGAACUGCUGAGCGCAAAGCAUCCUGGGAUACCUCCCACGCUGAGAGACGACCGACUAAGUGAGGAGGCGGAGCAGCUGCGUCAGCACUACAUGACUAAAUACGACUCUGAGGUCGCAGACGCUCUUCAGGCUCUGCAGCCGGUUCUGCAGAACAUCAAGGAGCUGAAACGCAAAGUGAAGCUGAACGCUCCCUGGUGGCUGGACGUCAUCGAGAGGUCGAUCCGCAGCUCCAGCGCCGACGAGCUGGUGUCCCGCAUCAAGAACGAGCUGACGUCCAGCUACAAGCAGCAGGCCAACAAGCUCAGCAUGGCAGACAAGUUCCGUGACGCCUGCGGCCUGAAGUUCAUACUCAGCACGCAGAUGAAGGAUCUGAUGAAGGCCCAGAAGACGGUGCAGGACGCGGUGAGGAGCCUCGAAGGCCCGGCGUCAAAGAAAGUUAUCGACGAGGUCACCAUCUGUCACCUCAGGCCCACGAGGCUGCCGCUCAAUAAUUGUGUUUUCUGCAAAGCCGACGCCCUUUUCAUCGACUACGAGUCCAAGCUGUUCUCUCACACGGUGAAGGGUCAGACGGCCAUCUUUGAGGAAAUGAUCGAAGAUGAAGACGGGCUGAUGGACGACCGUCUGCCCACCACCAGCAGAGGUCUGUGGGCGGCCAGCGAGACGGAGCGCUCCCUGAAGGCCGUGCUGGCUUUCGCCCGAGUGAAGCGCAUGGAGGCGGAGCUGCUGGAAGAGGGCACCACCUUCAUGGAGCUGUUUGAGAACUGGAAGAAGGAGUACAAGGUGCUGCACGAGUACUGGAUGGUGCUGAGGAACCACGUGUCGGCCAUCGAUGAGCUCGGCAUGGCCACCGAGAGGCUCCGCGUGCGUCUGCCCGAUGAAGCGAAGCCCAAACUGCUGCACAUCAUCGAGCCGCACGAGGUGGAGCAGAACAGAGUGAAGCUUCUGAACGAUCAGGCCGUCGCCAAGUCUCAGCUCCAGAAGAAGCUCGGACAGUUUCUGUACCUGACGAACCUGGAGAAGUCACAGGAUAAAUCUACUGGAGGACUGAACCCAGAGCCGUGUCCCAUCUGUGCACGACCCCUGGGGCAGGAGUGGGCAGUGCUGACCUGUGGCCACUGCUUCUGCAACGAGUGCAUCGCCAUCAUUGUGGAGCAGUACAGCGUGGGCUCCAGGCGGCGUGCCAUCAUGUGUGCCAUCUGUCGGCAGACCACGUCCCACGCUGAGAUCUCCUACGUGUUCACCACCGUGUCGUCAGACCAGGACCAGGACGUACCUGUGCAGGGAAGCCACUCGACCAAAGUGGAGGCAGUGGUGAGAACGCUGAAGAAGAUCCAGAUGAGCGACCCCGGGGCCAAGUGUCUCGUCUUCUCCACGUGGCUGUGUGUGCUGGACAUCAUCUCUAAGGCCCUGUUCGACAACAACAUGGAGUUCUCUCAAAUCAACGGGAUUCACAAAUUCCAGGAGAACCUGUGCUCCUUCAAAUACGAAGAAAAGAUCAACAUCCUGCUGCUUCCUCUCCACACCGGCUCCAACGGUCUGAACAUCAUCGAGGCGACUCACGUAUUGCUGGUGGAGCCGAUCCUGAACCCUGCGCACGAACUGCAGGCCAUCGGCAGAGUGCAUCGCAUCGGCCAGACCAAGCCAACUUUUGUUCACAGAUUCCUCAUCAAAUCCACCAUUGAAGAGAGAAUGCAGGCGAUGAUGAAGACAGCAGAGAAAAGUCACAGCAGCACCAUGAAGCACUCGGAGGCGGCCGUGCUGACCGUGGCCGACCUGGCUGACCUUUUUACUGAGGACACAGAACACCUGGAGUCAAUGUGAACACCUGGACUCAGACCUGCUGCACAACGGACUCUUCACACAGUGCUGCUCACAGAAGUUCUCGGAUUUUGAACAUUCAACUUCUUUUUUAAAUAAAAACAUUCCCAGAAUGAUGUUCCAUCAGAUCAGCACGUCUGAGCGGUAAUGUUUCAUCACUAACUUGCUGUUCAAGAUGGAUGCUCACACUUGACUGUACAGUAUUGUUGCUUGUGUUGUUCUCAUAUGAAUUAUAUGUGUUUUAUAUAUUAGGGCUGCAACUAACAAAGAUCUUUAAUAUGGAUUCAUCUGCAGAUUACUUUCUCCAUCAAUGGUUUGGUCUAUUAAAGGUCAGAUAAUAGUGAGUCGGUCCUGAUGUCUUUAAAUGUCUGAAGAUAUUCACUUUAAUAUGAAACAGAAAACAGACGUUUGAGAGUUUUGCAUGAAAUGACCUCAUGGAUUAAUAUCUUUGUCUCUUUGUUGCAGCUCUAUUAUACAGGUUCACUGUGAAUCCCACGAGGUGCUCUCACCUCUCAGUAAAUGAACGUGCUCUUUG
Messenger RNA from Cottoperca gobio, 5609 nucleotides. Its product is annotated as E3 ubiquitin-protein ligase SHPRH-like. Gene Ontology annotation, molecular function: ubiquitin protein ligase activity; ATP binding; DNA binding. Gene Ontology annotation, biological process: DNA damage response; nucleosome assembly; protein polyubiquitination. NCBI's taxonomy places the organism in Eukaryota, Metazoa, Chordata, Actinopteri, Perciformes, Bovichtidae. The record is from RefSeq and is a predicted model, not a curated record. Gene Ontology annotation, cellular component: nucleus; nucleosome.